AUGUCGAAGAAAGAAAAUGUGGUCAACACCGGGUCAUCUCCUGUGGACUACGCAGCAAUAGUCGCGUCCUGGUCCCCCGAGGAGAGGUCUGAGAGGGAGAAGAAGUUUGUCCGAAAGAUCGAUUGGAGAUUACUGCCGAUUUUGAUCAUUGUGUACAUCACGAACUACAUCGACAGGAAUGCUGUUCCCCACGCCAGAGUUCAGGGCCUCGAGAAGGACCUGAACAUGUCUGGUUAUCAGUACAACAUUGUUCUCUCGGUGACCUUUGUCGGAUACAUCUCCAUGCAAGUGCCCAGCAAUAUGAUCCUUACCAAAGUUCGGCCCAGCUGGUAUCUCUCUGGGUGCAUGGCAGCAUGGGGUAUCGUGAGUGGCCUGUCAGGGGCAGUCCACAAUUUCACCGGUUUGGCUGUCAACAGGUUCUUUCUGGGUGUUACUGAGGCACCCUUCUUCGUUGGUUGUGCUUUCUUAUUCAGUGGAUGGUACACCCGAAAAGAGCUUGGCUUGCGGCUAGGAAUCUUCUACUCCGCCGCGAUGAUUUCGGGCGCCUUUGGAGGUCUUUUCGCCGCCGGCAUCGCCGCUGCUUUUGCAAACAAUCGCCUCGAAUCGUGGCGUUGGCUCUUCAUCAUCGAAGGAAUUGCCACGGUCGUAUUUGCUGCCAUCACCGCAUUCGUAAUUCCUGACUGGCCUAGCACGACAAAGUGGCUUUCUCCCGAAGAAAGAGCGCUCGGUAUCAUGCGAAUUAUCGAAGACGCUGGAGAAGAAGAGGAAGAGAUCAGCACCGGGGCAGCCUUCAAGUUGACAGUCAAAGACUACCGCAUCUGGCUCUGCGUCAUUGGGCAAACCUGUCUUCAAGCCGUGGCCUCUCUCACCAAUUUUUUGCCUACUCUGGUUCAGAACUUUGGCUACAACACUGUGAAUACCCUACUACUGACUUCCCCUCCGUAUCUGGCAACGGUUUUGUUUUGUCUGUUCAACACGUGGUAUUCGGACCGUACUUCGAAGCGAUCGCCUCAUAUUAUGUACCCCUCCAUGGCCGCCGCAGUGGGCAUCAUCAUCACUAUCGCAACCACCAAUAUUGGAGCGCGGUACUUUGCAUUGUUCCUCAUGUUGCCUGGAACCUAUGGCUGCUUCCAGGUUUCCAAUGCAUGGAUGGCGAAUAUUGCCGCCCGCCCACAGAAGAAGAGAGCAAUCGCCUUGGCAGUCAACAACUCCAUCGGUAAUCUGGCUCUCGUGUGGACGCCUUACCUGUAUCCAUCAAGUGCAGGGCCGCGUUAUAUCGUGGCAUGGUCAGUUAAUCUCGCCAUGACGGCUAUCAUCGUUGUCAGCACACUCAUCUUGACGAUAUGCUUGCGGAGGUGUAACAAGCAGAUGGACAACUUGAUAGACGAUGUGACUCUUGAGCAAGCUGGCGUGGACGGCAAGGACCUCAGUACCCACAUUGAGGAACGGAGUGACACGGAUCAUGCAGGAGGACGGCAGAGCAGAUCGCGAGCGACGUGGAAAUAUCAAAUCUAG
This is a messenger RNA of Colletotrichum chrysophilum, 1515 nucleotides long. RefSeq lists its product as uncharacterized. NCBI's taxonomy places the organism in Eukaryota, Fungi, Ascomycota, Sordariomycetes, Glomerellales, Glomerellaceae. The record is from RefSeq and is a predicted model, not a curated record. Gene Ontology annotation, biological process: transmembrane transport. Bases 1 to 1515 code for a protein of 504 amino acids. The transcript has 5 exons. Gene Ontology annotation, cellular component: membrane. Gene Ontology annotation, molecular function: transmembrane transporter activity.